ACUAGCUUUUGUUUUUUUCUCUGUUUAGGUGUCUCAGUGAGUGUUUCCACCUUCAACCUGGUGGCCAUUUCUUUGGAGCGCUACAGUGCCAUUUGCAACCCGCUGACCUCCAGGACGUGGCAGACAAAAUCCCACGCAGCGAAGGUCAUCACUGCCACCUGGGUGGCGUCCUUCAUCCUGAUGCUGCCUUACCCCAUUUCUAGCACCCUGAAGCCCUUCACCCGUCUCAACAACAGCACCGGACACAUGUGCCGCCUGGUGUGGCCCAAUGAUGUCAUCCAACAAUCCUGGUAUGUGUCUCUGCUGUUGAUCCUCUUUCUGAUUCCGGGCAUUGUCAUGAUGACAGCCUACGGACUCAUCUCCUUGGAGCUCUAUCGGGGAAUCAAGUUUGAGAUUUCUAACAGAAAAUCGAGCAGAGACAGACAAUCCAGUACUGGCAGCAUCAAGCCAGGCGACAGCGAUGGCUGCUACUUGCAGCCGUCUAAAAGGAAAAGCCUAACAGUGGGUAUGGGCAUAUCCCCCAACUCUACCAGCGCACCCAUGGUGGGCCGGGUGUGCAGCAACACCUCUACAUCCAACCUCAUGGCCAAGAAGCGCGUGAUCCGCAUGCUCCUGGUCAUAGUUUUCCUCUUCUUCCUGUGUUGGACGCCCAUCUUCGUGGUCAACGCCUGGCAGGCUUUUGACCAACGCUCAGCCCACCGUCUGACGGGCGCUCCCAUUUCCUUCAUCCARCUGCUGUCCUACACCUCGGCCUGCGUCAACCCCAUCAUCUACUGCUUUAUGAACAAGCGCUUCCGUCAGGGCAUGCUGGCCACCUUCACCUGCUGCCGCUGCUCCAGGAGAAGGAAUCUCGCGAGCGUCAGCUCACUGAGGUCGGCGGGGAGCAGAAUCACCAAAGGGGAAGUGGGCAGAUCCAAACCAGGGCCAAAGAGCCCCGAGCAGAACGGUCACACGCCUCCAAGUGGUGCCAGCACACGGUUCACCUACAGUGGCAUUCGUGGGUCCUUGACUUGAAUUUCAACACACCAGGCAAACACACGGCGCGCUGUAAAGUAAAAACCCCAUACCACUACUUAUAGGACUCAGUCUUGUCCGACUCUGUUGCUUUUAUCUCUGUGACAUAACAUUGGACAAAUAAGUUCACGGCUGCUGAACGUUCAGUACUCUCACAGCAGYUCAGCAGGAACAGAUGUCCCCUUCAAACUUUGCGCGUUCAGAGCGGUGACGGAUGUGUUUCAGCCUCACGGAGCGUUGCAACGUGGAGGGUUCUGAUGCAGCAUUAACUGAGCCGAYGCUCAAGUAUCUACAGAUUUCACACUUCACACCGCGCUACCGUCAAACAAUGCACCGCUGAGACCUUGUUCCCAAUAAUAAAACACRAAGAAAGGAUUUUUGUAACUCAGUCGAACAAGGAUGUUUUUUUUUUUAAAAACGAUUUAACUGUGGCAGUUCUUGACAUCAAUCAGUUGCAUAUUUACUGAACGUCUGAUUGAGUGGAAGUCGUUUAAUGAAGUCAUGACCCGCCUUCACUCCAUUUCUGAUCGACAUUCCUUCACUAAUUAAUCUGAUGCUUAUGGGUUUUCUCCAGGUACUCUUUUCCUCCCACAGACCAAAAACAUGCAUGUUAGGUUCAYGGRCAGUUCGAUAUCGUCCCUGUGUGUGAGUAAGAGAAUGAAUGGUUGGUUGUCUCUAUGUGURCCUGUGAUGGACUUUUGACCUGCCUGGGGUGUCCACUGCCUCACACACUGACUGCUGGACUUGACGCUCGCCCGCCAUGACCCCGAAAGGAGAAGAGAGUAAAGAAAACAGAUCAAUGCUCAUUUAMUCUUAAAACGGAACAGUUCAAGUCUAUUUUUCUGCUUAAAUCGUGCUAAAAAAGUAGACUGAGCGCUGAAAAGGUGAUCAUUUUGAAGUUUCUAAAUAACCAUUAUUACGCUAAAUGUAUGCUAAUUUGUUAAACCCUAAAUUAACUGGAUUUUUAACAGAAGUUGGGAGCUGAAGUGUGGUUAGUUUAAAGUGACCAGAUAUAAAAUAAAAUCUGGGGACAUUUCCAGGUCACAGAUAAAAAAAAUAAUUAAAUGAUAUCAAGAAAAAAUGAAGAAAUGGGACAGCUUUAUCUGGUCAUCCUAGGUUAGCUUAGUGAUUAGCAACCAAAAGAGCGGGAAAGAUCUUUUCAGAAUUCAGAGUAAUAAAUCAGCUUAUCUGUCAUCUUCUCUAUAAUUCARAGAAAACUAAUUGUUUUCCAAAGUUCAUAUAAUUUAUCCAACACUCACUAUUUAACCCCUAAAAGUCAAACUUCCGAACUAAAAUCAUUUAAAAGCUGAAUUCAAGAGAACAAUUAAUGCAAUUUGUAAAUUACGUUUUACUCAGCAAAGAUAUGCCUUCACUGAUAGGUAAACGCAGUCAGGAGCUUCAAAACGAAAUCUCCGAUAACACAAACAGUUCACGUCCUCGACCUUGUGUACGGACUUUGUGUGCACCGAUGGGACUUUUGAGCUGGAGAGGCCUUAUCGUUUCUGUGGGAUUUUCAACACCUGCAGCUUCAAAGAGCCACUUCCUGCCAUGAUUCUUACUGUUAAAUAUAGCAGCAUCCAUGUAGCAACGUGUACCUGUUUUGUGUGUUUUUGUGUUAAAAAUCUUGAUGUUGAUGCGUAAUACUCUUAAUUAUUGUGUUUCUUACUGAAAAAAAAAAAACUGCAGGGGGAUUAAGGACAUGGCUGAAUGUAAAAAGAUAAGACUUUAAGAACAUGCGAGCUGAAAAACUCCCGCUCCACAACCCAUUUACUCAAAAACUGGCUGCUGGAUGAACAAAUAAAAGACCGAAUGUCGACCCAGGGCGGGCAACGCUUUUAAUAAGUUUCUAAAAAAAAAAAAAAACAAAUGGAGUGAAAGGACGGGGACUUCUCACCCUGCAGCUACUGGAGAUCCAAAAGUACUGAAUGCUGUAAAAAGAAAAAGCCUGGGUCACUAGAAAAAGCCUGGGUCACUGGUUUCUACAGGUUUUUUAGCAUCAGUGGAGCAAAAAAAAAGGGGGGGGGGGAGUAAUAAAAUGAUCUAAAUGGACAGAAACUCUAGACGGGACAUCUCUCUCUAUGAUAUCGCAAAAAUGAGUUUUAGGAGGAGGGGGGGUGUCAACAUGUGAAUUAAGAUUAAAAAAUAGACCGAAUGGACAGAGGAACUUCAGUGGAGACUUCUCACCCUGCAAACAUUAGUGACAUAAAAGUUAGGUUUAUUCCAAAAGGGGACAACUGGGGUAACUUUUUAUACAUGUUUAGCAAAAAUGGAUCUAGAAAACAAUAAAAAAUAAAAAAGGUACUUCUCUCCAAGAGAACCAAGAGGACAGAAUGAUUCUAGUGGGACUUCUCACCCUGCAGUCAAACAUGAUUAACUUCAAAAAAGGGAACAUCUUUGUUGCCCAUUUAUUUUUCAGAAACAACUGGACAAAAAAUAAAUUACGGAUGAAAGGACUUCAGUUUUUUUUCUCCCCAAAAUGGACCGAGAGUAGAGGAACUCUAGUAAAGACUUCUCACCCMGCCACCAUUACUGGUGUAAAAAUCUGGUUUACUCUAAAAAAUGAAUUGUCGAGGUAACGUUUUCUAUACAUUUAACUAAAACGGGUUUAUAAAUAAAUAAAGGACAGAAGAACUAGUAUUUUUUCUCUACUGGGACUUCUCACCUUGCAGUCAACAGUGAUGAGAGCAUAAAUAACAUAAAAAAGCAGGGGGAUCACUUAUUUGUAUGUUUUUCUGGCAUCGAUAUGGAAAAAAAACUACAAUAAAAAACAAAACAUAAAAAAAGUUUCCAGUUAAGCUUUAACCCAGAUUUAUUUUGACCAAACGGCAGCUGAAUGGUGAAUAAAAAAUAAAAAAAGAAACAACACAAACCUUUUAUUUCACUUUUUUUUUAAUUUUCAUUUUUAUGCCAGUAUUGCAUGUUUUUUUUUCAGUUUUUUUCUCUUUUAAAAGACAUACAGAUUUGAGCAUGAUCUGGAGCUGCAAUAUGUACAAAAACAAACUAACGUAUGUUAUAAAAAAAAACGACAACAAAAGAAUAAACCGUCCCCUUUGUUUUUGACAUUAUUGCUAAAAUGUUACAAACGGCACAGGUUUCUAGAAUCAGCAACCAUUCGAGCACUGAGUAUACUACCACAAUGACACCUCUGCUUACCAUUUUACUAGAAUAAUACACAGAUCGAGUGAGAGAGAAGGUUAGAUAGUGGAAGGACAUGAAGGAAGAAGAAAACAAACGAGGACAAAAACAUCAAAAAUAAAACCAGGUGAUGGGACUGUAGCGAAGCUUUAGCACAAACGGGCUUCGUGUUGAGAAAAAAAAAA
Austrofundulus limnaeus is the source of this 4334-nucleotide messenger RNA. Its product is annotated as cholecystokinin receptor type A. The record is from RefSeq and is a predicted model, not a curated record. Gene Ontology annotation, cellular component: plasma membrane. Gene Ontology annotation, molecular function: gastrin receptor activity; neuropeptide receptor activity. The transcript has 3 exons. The annotation marks the transcript as partial. Gene Ontology annotation, biological process: neuropeptide signaling pathway. Lineage: Eukaryota; Metazoa; Chordata; Actinopteri; Cyprinodontiformes; Rivulidae.